This is a messenger RNA of Aplysia californica (California sea hare), 1698 nucleotides long. Its product is annotated as protein UXT. Gene Ontology annotation, molecular function: transcription corepressor activity. Gene Ontology annotation, biological process: negative regulation of transcription by RNA polymerase II. The record is from RefSeq and is a predicted model, not a curated record. Lineage: Eukaryota; Metazoa; Mollusca; Gastropoda; Aplysiida; Aplysiidae.
CCUUCAGCCAUUUUUCUAAGUGUAUUGACUAGAUGCAGUAAUUUAGUCAAUAACAUUCUUGAUGGGUGGCAGAAUUCGUGAGGCGUGGGUUCUUCUCUGCGUUCACCUGCUAGAUCUCAGGGGUAGUUGAUAGCUGGUUCUUCAACCUGCUGUGCAACUGAUUUUUAUGUGUGACCGUUUUUCCUACGUAGUGGGCCCCUUGCCUUCAGGCAGCCACUUUUCAAUUUUGAAGGUGAAAGAAAAGCAAAAGACAAUGAAUGACAAAGAGGAGAAGACAUUAGCUUAUGAAACAUUUCUGAACGAACGAUUGAGGGAUGACCUCAGGAAGAUACUGGAUCAACGAGACAAGGUGUAUGAAGAGAUAUCAGAAUAUCUACAACUGAAAUCAACUAUUGAAAAAAUAGAGGAGGACCUUUUGCCUCAGUCCUCUCUGAAGACGAAGGUUGAUCUGGGGUGUAACUUUUAUGUCCAAGCAAAUGUGGACUUCGUGAACUACAAGGUAUGCCAUUUGAAACAAGGAAGCCCCACAAGGACGUGCUAUCAUGACCCUAAUUUCUGCCUCCUGGGACGGAACUUUAAGUAAGCAAGGCUAACAGUACUGUUGUGAGACCCCUGAACUGCCUGCACAGAAAAACAACCCAUUAUAUGUAUGUGCACCAACAUGACAAAAUGAGUCACUUGUCGCUUUCACCUCUACUUCAAAAUAUCAGGCAAAACCUCGAAAUGUUUUUUUUUUUUUCAAGAACUGUGUGUUAGUGUCUUUCCAACUUCAAGCAAUUAUACCUUUGAAAAUUAGACAGGUACUGUUUUCACAAAGAUAAUUAGUGGUGCCAUUCUUUUGGGGUGGGUUUUUUUUCUUUAUUUUCUUUGUGUUCACAAGAAGUUAGUUGUAUUGUUUCACCCUGUAAUAGUUGUGUCAGUUGACUCUCUUUUUGCUUGCAGACAUGCAGUUCUGUACAUUUUCAGUUUUUUUCCACAAAAUCCCAGUGGCAUCCCUGUUUAAUUAUUAAUUGAUACCCGUAGUGACUCAUUUUGUCGGAUUACGAGACGCAUACAGUGACACAGCGUACACAGCCAGUGACCCAUAAUGAGAACUAUUGUACGAAUGUUACCCGUGGAAGAGAAACUGCUCAAGUUCAGUGAUUUGAGUGACUUGGAUGCAUUGUGUUCUUGUAAAUAUCUUGUUGGUAAUGUUAUAUUCCCUGUGGGAUUAUCAUUGUGUCAUUGAGACUUAGCAGGUAUCAUUGUAAGAGUCCGGUCCUGCAAACAAACAAGGAAUGUCAUUUAUUUUGUAAUGUUGUUAUUGUAUAUGCAGCUUACCACCCGUCUCAAAUUUCCAUAACUGCUUCGGAUAUGGCAGUUUGGGAACUUGAAAGGACAUUUUAGCCUCCUGAUCACUUAAACUACGCCAAAGCCAAUCCCAUGUGAUGUUAUUUUCAUUGUUGUUUUGUGAUCUGAUGUUAUAGUGUUGAGUGUCUCUGACUGGGUCUUGAGAAAGUAUAUUAUUAUGCGUCCAGAAGCUCACUGACUGUUACCUUUCAGGUAUUUUGAGCCUCUGUAAAUUGCUGAUGUUUAUUUUAUUGAGAUUGAAAUUGUAUUCAUAUGUCAUAUAUUGAUAAACAUUUCUGCUGGUUCAGCCCAUAAUGUUACUUUAUGCUUUUUGAUCCAAUCAUUAAAUCAUUUUGUUUUACACAUCAA